Molecule: messenger RNA, 2314 nt
Organism: Manis javanica (Malayan pangolin)
Lineage: Eukaryota; Metazoa; Chordata; Mammalia; Pholidota; Manidae
Source: RefSeq, a predicted model, not a curated record
CCACAGGUUCCAAAUGUGCCCUUUUCUUACUCCAGAGGCCAUUUGAGUGGUGGUGGGGUGACGGGAAGCUGGGUUUGGGGCUCUGACCCCUGCUGCCUCCUCCCCACCCCACUCAGGCUGACCCCAGCCCACAGCAGGAAGGCCCUGCGGAAUUCCCGUAUUGUCAGCCAGAAGGACUACAUCCACGUCUGCAUCAUGUGCUUGCGUGCCAUCAUGAACUACCAGUCUGGCUUCAGCCUUGUCAUGAACCACCCAGCCUGUGUCAAUGAGAUUGCUCUGAGCCUCAACAACAAGAACCCCCAAACCAAGGCUCUGGUGCUGGAGCUGCUGGCAGCUGUGUGCCUGGUGAGGGGAGGACACGACAUCAUCCUUGCAGCCUUUGACAACUUCAAGGAGGUGUGUGGAGAGCAGCACCGCUUUGAAAAGCUGAUGAAAUAUUUCCGUAACGAGGACAGCAACAUCAACUUCAUGAUGAGCUCAGGGGUGGCCUGCAUGCAAUUCAUCAACAUUGUGGUCCACUUGGUGGAGAACAUGAACUUCCGUGUCUUCCUGCAAUAUGAGUUUACCCACCUUGGCCUGGAUCUAUACUUGGAGAGGCUGUGGCUCACGGAGAGUGACAAGCUGCAGGUGCAGAUUCAGGCAUACCUGGACAAUGUUUUCAAUGUGGGCGCCCUGCUGGAAGACACUGAGACCAAGAAUGCUGUGCUGGAACACAUGGAGGAACUGCAGGAGCAAGUGGCCCUGCUGACAGAGCGGCUACGGGACGUGGAGAACGAAUCCAUGGCCAAGAUCGCGGAGCUGGAAAAGCAGCUAAGCCAGGCCAGAAAGGAGUUGGAGACCCUGCGGGAGCGCUUCAGCGAGUCGACCCCCAUGGGCGCAUCCAGGGGCCCCUCUGAGCCUGAGAAAAUGCCUGCUCCCCACCCGGCGCGACGUUCGGCCCUUGAGCUGAAAAUGGAGGACCUGGAGGAGAAGGGGUUAAUCCGUAUCCUGCGGGGGCCUGAAGAUGCGGUCUCUGUGGCAAAUCCGAGCGGCAGUGUUGCGCCGACUCCGGGGCUGCCUAUGGGCUCCCCGAGCGCAGAUCUCCCACCUGCAGCGGAACCAGUUUCCGGAGCAGCACCUCCACCGCCACCUCCACUGCCCCCACUGCCCAGCCUCUCCAACCAGCAGGAAGCACCGCCCUUGACGCCUCCACUGGUCUCGCCCAUCCCAGGCACCCCGGAUCCGCCGCCCCCACCUCCGCUGCCGGGAGGGGUGCCACCACCCCCGGCGCCGCCCCUGCCACCUUCAGGUGCAGAUGGACCGGUUCCUCCACCGGCCCCACCGCCUCCGGGUGGUCCCUCUGAUGCCCUUGUAGGGCCCGGCCCAGAGAUGGGCCCAGGCGUGAAGGCCAAGAAACCCAUCCAGACCAAGUUCAGAAUGCCACUCUUAAACUGGGUGGCUCUGAAACCCAGCCAGAUCACGGGUACUGUCUUCACUGAGCUCAAUGAUGAGAAGGUGCUACAGGAGCUGGACAUGAGUGACUUUGAAGAGCAAUUCAAGACUAAGUCCCAAGGUCCCAGUCUGGACCUCAACGCUCUUAAGGGUAAGGCAGCCCAGAAGGUCCCCAGCAAGACCACCCUCACUGAGGCCAACCGGGCCAAAAAUCUGGCCAUCAUCCUGCGCAAGGGCAACCUGGGGGCUGACCGCAUCUGCCAAGCUGUUGAUACGUUACAAGGCAAAUGCCAGAACAUGAACAGGAAACUCAGCUCAGAGAACAAACGUCUGGCUGUAAGAGAAUGCCGCAACAUCAGAAACAGCUGAUGACUCUAGAAGAUAAGCUAAAGGCUGAGAUGGAGGAGCAUCGCCUCGGAUUAGAGAAAGAUCUUGAAAGUCACUGUAACAACUUUGCUGCAAAAAUGAAGAAACUUAUCAAGAAACAUCAGGCUGCAAUGGAAAAAGAGGUAGUUGACCAGUAUUACUAAUGUAUUUAUUCUAACUUGUGACUAUUUCAAAAUUAACCAAGAUGGACAUUUUGAUGUUAGGGUAUCUGUUCCCCAGAACUAGCAAAUCAAUUGGGGAAAGGGAGAAAUAUUUAUAUAAUAGGUAAAAUAUCAAGUGCUGAGUCGGGAACCAGUAGAUAUGGAAUUACGUCCUGAUAACUUGAUACUUUUAUCAUGUAACAGUGGUUAAGUCAGGUAGAUCAGAUUAAACAUGAUGAUGUGAGAGGUGAGACAGAGGCCUCCUCCCAAAACCACAUAUAAUACGAAAAUAUAGUUAAUACAACUAACCCUAAAAGAUCAACAGGAAAGAAGGCAGCACCAGACUGCUUACACCU